Molecule: messenger RNA, 1936 nt
Organism: Larimichthys crocea (large yellow croaker)
Lineage: Eukaryota; Metazoa; Chordata; Actinopteri; Sciaenidae
Gene: fam169b
Product: family with sequence similarity 169 member B
Exons: 8
Coding region: 456-1676 (406 amino acids)
Source: RefSeq, a predicted model, not a curated record
GUAUUUCCGGUUCCCGCCUCAGCGAAUGGCGGCAGACUUGAUGGGAGUUGAAGAAGAAGGACACAAAAUGGCGUACCGCCUCUGUCCUAUCAGACGAUGGCGCUGCUAGAUUAAAAAAGAAAAGUAGUCAAGGUGGAUUCAAAGUGAAGUUUGCGGAAGUGAACAGGUGGAGCUUGAACGAGUCGUCACGGUUCCGUCCAAAUAAACCGAACAGGUCGUGAAUGAGGAAGUUUAUUAGCAGUUAGUGCCUCCAUUUUGCGUCGUCACGUCGUGUUUAGCUCACGUGCGGUCGCGUUAAUGUUUACCUGCAAUCAGCCUCACCUGCGUCAGUUACAGUAAACCGAGUUUAAGGAAACUAACAGCCUGCCAACCAUUAACCAUAACAUCACCAGUGCUUUUAUUUUAGAUCAUAAAGAAGUCGAGUUAUAAAUGUUUUUAAACAGCUGGAUUUCCAGAUGUUCCCUGUAGACCUUCCAGCUGUGGAUGACACUGACCUGACAUCAGCGUCUGAACGGUACCUCUCUUCUCUGGAGUCAAGUCCUCAUAAUAAAGAAGUGUUUCAGCCAGCGCAGAUGUCAAAGGUAGAGAUAACACCCAACAAUGUGAGGCGGUUGCAGCUGUUUGAAGAUGACCAACCUGACUGUACGCUGCUGGCGCUUCACCCUCCCGACGAUCCAACACAAGUGAUUGCUGUAUACCUGCACGAGGAGUGGUGGUGUGUGGAUGACGUCUUACGGACGUCCAGCGAAUCCAGAAGUGGCUUGAUGUUGGUCCAGUCGAUCAUGGAGAGAGUGAUCGUGUUCCUGCUCAGUCAGGUGGUGGAGAGGUCCACGGGGGAUGAGGAGGAAGAGGUCCGGUUCUGCCCACACCCCCGCACAGAGAGCUGCAAGCUGCUGUGGAGAGACAAUCAGGUGGUCGGCUUCUACACCGUCAAACACAAAGGCAGCCUGUGCGACAGCUGGACGAGUCAGGCUUACCUGCUGCCGGUUCUGGACACGGUGCUGGUGAGGAAGAGCUGCAGGAGACGAGGCUUCGGCCUUCAGAUGCUGGAGGAUUUCUGCUCCUCAUUCUGCAGCGAGAAGUUUCUGGGAGUCAGCUGUCCGUUAUCACCGAGCAUGGCAGCAGUGUGUAGGAGGUUCCUGCAGCAGCACGAGGACCAGCGGGAGCGCCUGUACGAGGUGGAGGCUCCGGGCGGUUGGACCCAAAGACGAAACAUCUGGCUCAACACCCAGUUGGGACGCUACUCCCUCGGUGUUAAAGAGAUGAGCCGCCCAGCAUCAGAAGAAACACAAAGAAAAGAAGGAGAUGAUGACUCAGCUCAGAAGAAACAGCCGCACAAUUGUAGAUUGGACCUGACCUCAUCCAGCACCUGCGAUGUGAACACGGCACCAGCAAUCGGCUUUCCCGGACAACAAGUUAAACCAUGUGAUCCGAGCCAAGCAGCAGCAGGAGGAGGAGGAGGAAGCUCCCCGAGCGGCGAGAUCCCAGGAACAGGAUGUAGCCCCACAGCCAACGCCAACGCCAGCGAUCUGGACUCUGGGCCUCCCGUCGGACCGACGCAAUCCCAAAACACAAAACAAGCUCUGAUAUCCAAACCCUGUGUAUCUGCAGAGCUUCACAGAGAGAAGCCAGAGGAGGAGAGUCAAAGAAGGGCCAAACGAGUCAGAAGGACAUGAGUUAAAUCACAGGCAUUGUGUGCAACAGCAGCCCACAGAGGGAAGUGUUCAUAUGGAUUGAGUUGUUGCUGCAUCCACCUACACUGUAUUCUGUAUUUAUGUUGGGGAGUUUAGCCUGAUAUGAAUAAAUGAACUGUACAGUAUUCUGGAGGACCUCGCCUCAGGACUGGUUGGUGUUGAUGCUUCAUUCUUUUGUUAUCUUUGUUCGAGCAGACCAAAUUGAACUUUCAGGCUACAGUCACACAAAAUCAACAUUCACC